This is a messenger RNA of Lacerta agilis (Sand lizard), 3042 nucleotides long. It is a transcript of the gene CD34, whose product is annotated as CD34 molecule. Gene Ontology annotation, cellular component: membrane. The record is from RefSeq and is a predicted model, not a curated record. Lineage: Eukaryota; Metazoa; Chordata; Lepidosauria; Squamata; Lacertidae. Gene Ontology annotation, biological process: cell-matrix adhesion. The transcript is spliced from 8 exons. Bases 125 to 1216 code for a protein of 363 amino acids.
GAGAACUAUAUAAAGCUAUGAGAUCAGAGGUUUGGAAACAUCUUUUAGAAGGGAAUCCUAUCGAACUCAGUACUGACCUCACUUUUGCUCAUAGGCACUGCUUAACAGUUCGCCGUUGGAAAUAAUGUUACAGUGGAGUUUUAAAGUACUGGAGGAGAGGCAUUUAUUCUGGACAGUGUUCUGUGCUUUGAGCCUGCUGGCUGCUGGUGAUACAGCCAAUUCAACUACUGCUCCAGCUUCAGAGAGUCCUUCUGCAGUAAUACCCAGCAAUACAACACAGCUAUUGACAAGCAGCAGUACCACAGAAUUGCCACCUGGGAACUUCUCCAUCUCAACUACUAAAUCAACAGAUCAAAUAUUAUCAACUGAGACAACAAAUGGUACAAAUGUCACCAGCCCUGAAGCACUCACCACAAAACCCACUUCAAAUACAACAGUGCAAGCAUCUCCAACACAGGGCAGUUCCAGAAAUGAGACAAUUCAAAACACAACUUCAACACCACUUCUGACAUCUACUUCUACAGAGCUGCCAAAACAUACUUUUUCAAAUAUAGCUACCACAACUGAAGCUGGUGACAGUACUGCGAUGGUUAGCAUCACUUGCCUCAAUAUCAAGAACGUUAUGACCACUGAAGUGAUAUGCUUGGAAAUCAAUGAGGAAUACUCUUGUCACCAGUUCAAAAAACAAAAAGGAAUGGAUCUAAGAAAUGCGGUUUGUGAAGAAAACCCAUCUCAAUGCCAUAUCAAACUGUCAGAAUCAGAAGUGAAGCGCAACUGCAUACUGCUGGUUGAGGCAGCAAAUAAAGGUCCAAGUGCAUUAGAAACGGUUCUUCAACAGAAGGCAACGUUUUUGGAACAGCUAGGAAUAAAGCCCCACAAACAGGAGGACAUUUCGAGUCACAAGGACUAUUCCCGGAAGACACUUAUUGCCUUGGUCACCUCUGGUUUGCUGCUGGCAUUUCUGGGAUUGGCUGCAUACUUCCUUAUGAAACGACAGAGCUGGAGCCCCAUGGGAGAGAGGCUGGGUGAAGAUACAUAUUACACAGAAAAUGAUAGCCAUGGCAACACUGUGGUUUCUGUGGCCUCUCAUGAACAGUCUGACCUUCAGGAUAAACCAAACUUCAAUGGAGGGGCUCGGGAAAAUGGGACUGGUCAACCAACCUCAAAAAAUGGACAUUCAACCAAGCCCCAUGUUGUGGCUGACACUGAACUGUGAAAAGGAUAUGGCCAAAAGCCUUAUUAACAUGGCUUGAAAGCUAGAGUGCAAGGGUGCCAUAAAUGGAAUCAUAAUCCUUUUAUUUUUACAAAGAAUUCAAAAAUCCCAUUCCAAAGCAUACAUUUUUAACGAGCUGCCACAGGACUUAGUGGUGUGUACAAGCUUUAGUUUGCUUAGCAAGCUGCUUCAAUGGGAUUUGGCUUGUUCAUAGUAUAUUUUUUUUGCUCUCUCUCUCAGACUAAAUGAGAUGUGACUGUCCCUUACAACCACCUAUCUAGGGAAAGGACAGGGGUGCUUCUCUAAAAAUUUAGAGUAGAUUUAUAAUUGUUAGGAAUUUGCUUUUCAGCUCCAGUGCUGAUUAGGGGGAGAAAGGAUCUCUUCACAGUGAGAAUAAAUAAAAAUAAAUGUUAAUGAACAAUAAGGCAUUUUACCACCUAGGUCAACAAUUCUGAGUACUGAUUCACAUGAUGACCCUUUUCUUAUGGUAAAGUCAACACAAGAGAACCGGUAUUGUGAAUGCUCAAACACAUGGCUGUAUUUUGCCUCAACCUAGCUCAACCCACAUUUAAUUUUUUUCAAGAUACAAAAAAAUUGCCAUUUGGAUGCAUGUAAGCUGUAUUUAUUGGUCCAAGUCAUUAUACUAAAUCACUGAAAAGGCAACCUGAGAGUUAAACAAAUUGUGUGCAUCAAACCUCAGGAAACCCACCAACAUUGUUACUUCUUUGGUAGGUACCAUUUGUCAUUCCCACAUCCAGACCCAGCUCAGACAUCACUCCAGCCUUUCUACUAUGAGAUGCAAUACCCUUAACACACACUGACAGGAACUCAGCAGCUGACCCUGCAAGCCUUCUGAAGUACCAUUUGGCAAUCACCAAACAACAUUAAACACUUCAUUAGACUUGCUUUCAGCAGAAAACUAGAUGGUUUUUCAGGUGAAAAACAUUCUAAAAUAUUGAAGGGCAGUUCCAUAUUCAGCUAGGAACUGGCAUAGGCAACUGGCCCCAAACUACAAAUGUUGCUCAUGUCAGCGAAAUAUUUCAGCUAGGAGAUUCUGUCUCCAUUAUACCUAGAAUAACAUGUAAACAGAAGAUAUGACAUAAAGCAAAUGAUGUUGGCUAGGAAUCAGGGGUGGCAAACCAGUGUCCCCCAAUAUACUGUUGGAUUCCAGCCCCCAUCAGCUUCAGUAGGCAUGGCUGAUAGCCAGGGAUUGUGGAUUUUCAUAGAAUCAUAAAAUUGUAAGGGAUCCCAAGGAAUUGCAGGAAUCUCAAUGCAUGGUCACCCAUCUAAUUUAAAACCAUACCAGACCCUGUGCAGCUUUGCAAAUGUGUUAGCAGUUUUAUUACUGCACCAUUGUAGUCCAACAACACUUGAGGGCCACAGGUUCCCUUGCUAUAAAGCACAGAUCAAGUCUUAAAAACAUUGUCCUCAAUCCUAAUGAAGCUAGUCCUGUUGAAAUUAAUGGGACAAAUCAGUUACAGUUAAAUUGAUUGUACUGUCAGUUCUCUGAAGCCUGCAGUCCUACAUGGAAAUAAGCUGUAUUGAACUUAAUGGGGCUUACCGGUAAUUCUAAGAAAACUUGUAUAUGACUUGUGUUGUAAAUGAAGUAAACUGACUGUUUGGAGCCUUUGAACCCUGUUUCCAAACAAACAAAUGAGAAUAUGUUUGCAAAUGUAAAUCUUUGCCUUCAUCACAUCUGGUGUCUCACUUUCUAUAUUUGUUUUGCUCUAUAUAUUUGCCUCCCCCCCCCAAAAAAAGAAUAAUAGGAAGCUGUUUCCUUAUGUUGUGCUUUAUUAUUCCUAUCCCCCAUGUUAAAUGCCAUUCUGGGU